CCGUGAUGGCGGCGGUGCGCGUGCGCGCUCGCUCCGGGGCCCUCCUCCCUAGCGGAGCGAGCGGGGCGGGUGCUGGAGCAGGCAGGUCGUGCUCCGCCCGGGUGAAAGGGCGGCGGCGGCGCUGGGCGGGGCCGAGUUCCACAGCCGGCAGCCGGGCUGUGGUGGGUCCUGAGAGCCGCUCAGGCGGGGCGGGGCUGGCCGAGGGGAGUCCGCGCGUGCCCGCGCUGAGCUGUCCGCUCCGGCGGCUGCGCUGCUCGCCUGCCGCGACGUAGCGCCGGGGUCUCCAAGCAUGACCGAGCUGAGGCAGAGGGCGGUCCGCGAGCCGGACGCGCCGCCCGAGGACAAGGAAUCGGAGUCAGAAGCAAAGGUAGAUGGAGAGACUGCAUCGGACAGUGAGAGCCGAGCGGAAGCUGCUCCUUUAUCAACCUCUGCAGAUGAUACCCCAGAGGUCCUCAACAGGGCCCUUUCCAACUUGUCUUCAAGAUGGAAGAACUGGUGGGUGAGAGGCAUCCUGACUUUGGCCAUGAUUGCAUUUUUCUUCAUCAUUAUUUACCUGGGACCAAUGGUUUUAAUGAUCAUUGUGAUGUGUGUUCAGAUUAAGUGUUUCCAUGAGAUUAUCACUAUUGGCUACAACGUCUACCACUCCUAUGACCUGCCCUGGUUCAGAACCCUCAGCUGGUACUUUCUACUGUGUGUAAAUUAUUUCUUCUAUGGUGAGACGGUGACCGAUUACUUCUUCACUCUGGUCCAGAGAGAGGAGCCUUUGCGGAUUCUCAGUAAAUACCACCGGUUCAUUUCCUUUACUCUCUAUCUGAUAGGAUUCUGCAUGUUUGUACUGAGUCUGGUCAAGAAGCAUUAUCGACUGCAGUUCUACAUGUUUGGCUGGACCCAUGUAACAUUACUGAUUGUUGUAACUCAGUCACAUCUCGUUAUCCACAACCUGUUUGAAGGAAUGAUCUGGUUCAUUGUCCCCAUCUCUUGUGUGAUCUGUAAUGACAUUAUGGCCUAUAUGUUUGGCUUCUUCUUUGGUCGGACCCCACUCAUUAAGCUGUCCCCGAAGAAGACCUGGGAAGGCUUCAUUGGGGGCUUCUUUGCUACUGUGGUGUUUGGCCUUCUGCUGUCCUAUGUGAUGUCCGGGUACAGAUGCUUUGUCUGCCCUGUGGAAUACAACAAUGACACCAACAGCUUCACUGUGGACUGUGAGCCCUCGGACCUCUUUCGUCUGCAGGAGUACAGCAUCCCUGAGGUGAUCCAGUCGGUCAUUGGCUUGACAACAGUCUGGAUGUACCCUUUCCAGAUUCACAGCAUCGCCCUCUCCACGUUUGCCUCGCUCAUCGGCCCCUUUGGAGGGUUCUUUGCAAGUGGAUUCAAACGAGCCUUUAAAAUCAAAGACUUUGCCAACACCAUUCCUGGCCACGGAGGCAUCAUGGAUCGCUUUGACUGCCAGUACCUGAUGGCCACCUUUGUCAACGUGUACAUUGCCAGUUUUAUCAGGGGCCCCAACCCAAGCAAGCUGAUUCAGCAGUUCCUGACCUUGCGUCCAGAUCAACAGCUGCACAUCUUCAACACACUCAGAUCUCACCUGGCCGACAAGGGGAUGCUGACAGCCGCCACAGAGGAUGAGUAGGGGCCCCGGGGCCGAGACAGCAAGAGCAAAUGGAGCGAGGGGCUGGGCUCCAAGGCAAAGCCCCACUGGUGUGACUCAGUCAAUGACAAGGCUUCAACUCACUGUCUUUUUUUUUUUUUUUUUUUUGGUAGAGUGUUUUUUAUUUGUGGGUUUUCAAAACAAUCUGUAUAUACAGUCUAUGUGCUUAUGAUUUGGGUCGUGGGUAAACUACAGCUUUGAGUUGGAAAGAAGUCAUGGGGGUCAGACCAUUCGGGUUUUUUAAACAAAAGUUUUAACGUGGAAGACAGUGUUGCCCAGCUGGGGUACAUCUGCUUGGUUCUUCUUACUCUCAAGCUAGAGUUUCUGUUGCUGGGCUCGCUCAGAGAGUGAAUGUCUAUCUGUGGCUGACCAGUUCAGGGGCACCCCCUGGCCUGU
Molecule: messenger RNA, 2041 nt
Organism: Odobenus rosmarus divergens (Pacific walrus)
Lineage: Eukaryota; Metazoa; Chordata; Mammalia; Carnivora; Odobenidae
Gene: CDS2
Product: CDP-diacylglycerol synthase (phosphatidate cytidylyltransferase) 2
Exons: 13
Coding region: 290-1627 (445 amino acids)
Cellular component (GO): endoplasmic reticulum membrane
Molecular function (GO): phosphatidate cytidylyltransferase activity
Source: RefSeq, a predicted model, not a curated record